Molecule: messenger RNA, 3374 nt
Organism: Cokeromyces recurvatus
Lineage: Eukaryota; Fungi; Mucoromycota; Mucoromycetes; Mucorales; Mucoraceae
Exons: 8
Coding region: 21-3260 (1079 amino acids)
Cellular component (GO): exosome (RNase complex); P-body
Molecular function (GO): 3'-5'-RNA exonuclease activity; RNA binding
Source: RefSeq, a predicted model, not a curated record
UUUAUUUUUGUAUAUUAAAAAUGAGCCAUCACAGCUAUAAUAAAAAUAGAAAUAAAAUGCGAUCUAAUGCAGACGAUUCAAAUAAUUGGAGGAUACGGAAUACUAAUGUUAAUUUAUCUCCCAGUUGUUCAAGUAAUAACCAGCGAUCAUCAACUGAUAAUGAUAGUUUAACUAAUGAUUGGCAGCAACAACAAGAAGAUAAUACAAAACAGAAUAAUAAUUGGAAACACAAAAGUUUUAAUCAAAGGAAUAACAAUUGGCAAAAAAAUAAUUCAAGUAGUAGACGUAGACGAUCGAUACAAAUUAUUUCAAUUGACGAUCUUGCUCCACCUAUAAGUCAUUUAAAUAAGAGGAAGAAUAAUAAUGAAGCACAAAAGCAGUUAAAAGUAGAAUCCGUCGAUCCGUUAUCUCAACUCCCUAUGGAAUCAGCAAAAGAUAGCAUUCAUGCCUUUGAAAGACCAGCUAUAUCACCUCAAAUAAGCCCAGAUACAAAUGUGUUGAAUGAUGAGCCCAAUAGAUGGGUACAAUUUGCUAAAAGUCAUGAGGACAUAUCAAUUCAAGGGUCUGAUUCAUCUAAUAUCAAUAAACAACAGAAUGAAACUGUUGACGCAAAUGAAAAUUGGCGUGCGCACGCUUUAAAAGUAACGUCUCAAGAACCAUCCAAAUAUAUACAUCCAGAAGAUAAAAAUAACUUGGGCAGAAAAGAAUUGUUCAAACCCUAUUGGAAUCCUCUGGAGGUUGAAAAGGGGCUUCAAAACAAGACGCUUUAUCAGGGUAUUGUUCGAUUUUCUAAAAAUAGAACAGAUGCUUAUGUUGUUUGCGAUGCGCUUGACCAUGAUAUUUACAUUGGUGGACUUGCAAAUCGUAAUCGCGCUUUACCUGGUGACUUGGUGGCAGUUGAGUUAUUAGAUGUUGAAACAGCUUGGGAGGAACGAAAAGUACGCGAACAGAAGAAAGCAGAUGAUCGUAAUGCUAGAUUAGAUCAGCCCGUUGUAGAAGAAAAAGCGAUAAUGAAUGAAGAGGUUAAGUUAGUAGGAGAAGAAGAGGAGGAAGAAAACGAAGAAGAACAGAAACCAAAGUAUUGUGGUCAUAUUGUUAGCAUUAUUUCAAGGCCUCCUAACACCACCUAUGUUGGUGUUAUCACUCUUGAACGAUUUUCGUUUCAAAAGAAUAAUAAUAAUAAUAAUAGUGAACCAUUUGAUGAACAGCAAGAUAAUAGUGCAUAUACUAGUACAAAAGAACAACCACGAUUAGCUUGGUUUAAGCCAAAUGAUAAGCGCAUACCUUUCAUUGCCCUCAGAGGUCGUGAUAUUCCUCGAUUUUUAGUGAAUAAUGAAGAAUAUUUUAAGACACAUUUGUUUUCGGCAGAGAUUCGACGUUGGCUUAUUAGUGAUGUCAGCCCUUCAGGAAGAAUUAUAAAAGAAUUAGGUCCUUUAGGAGAUUUAAUGACUGAACGAGAUGCUAUCUUAGCAGAUAACAGUAUUAUUCAGACUCCAUUUAGUCCAGUAGCUCUUCAAUGUUUACCUGAAACACCAUGGGCUAUACCAGAAAUUGAAUAUAAAAAAAGACGUGAUUUACGUUCUGAACGUAUAUUUUCGAUUGAUCCACAGACAGCUAAAGAUCUUGAUGAUGCACUUCAUGUGAAAGAAUUAUCAGAUGGUUAUUUUGAAGUGGGUGUCCAUAUUGCUGAUGUAUCUUACUUUUUGAAACGACAUACGCCAUUAGAUUCCGAAGCUUGUAUGAGGGGCACAAGUACUUAUUUAGUAGAUAGUGUUAUACCUAUGUUACCACCAUUAUUAUGUGAAGAACUAUGCAGUUUAAACCCUGGUGUUGAAAGAUUGGCAUUUUCUGUUAUUUGGAAAAUGGAUAAAUACGGUAAGCCAGUUGAUACUUGGUAUGGAAAAACGAUUAUCAAAUCUUGUGCAAAACUUGCAUACGAGGACGCUCAAAAGGUGAUUGAGGGCUUUGAAAUGGGGCCUCAAGUAAUUAUUCAUGGUGGUCAUCAAAUACAUUCAAUUUGCAAUGAUAUCUUUAUUCUUCACCGACUUGCAACAGAGAUGCGCAAAAGACGAUAUAAAAAUGGUGCACUUUCAUUAAAUUCUGUCAAACUUCAAUUUGAACUCAAUGAAGUAGGAGAGCCGAUUUCAGUCUCACAAUACGAAAGUAAAGAAGCUAACAAGCUUAUUGAAGAAUUCAUGUUAUGUGCCAAUAUUAGUGUAGCGAAAAAAAUUUUGAGUGUUUAUCCAGAUGAAUCAUUAUUAAGAAGACAUGAAGACCCACUUGAAAGAAGACUUAAUCAAUUCAUUAAAAUAACAGAAGUGUUAGGACUCGAUUUUGACGCUUAUAGCGCUGGCUCGCUUCAAGAAUCUUUUGAAAAGAUCAAUAAUAAGGUUGUUAGAGAUGUUUUAUUAGUAUUGGCUAUUCGAACCAUGCAACGAGCAAAAUACUUUUGUUCAGGCUCUAUCGAUUUUAGUAAAUACUAUCAUUAUGCGCUUAAUGAGCCAUGUUAUACACAUUUUACAUCACCUAUUCGUCGAUAUGCUGAUGUCGUUGUGCAUCGUUUAUUGGAAGCUGCAUUAGAGUUUGAAAAGAAACAAACAAAUGGAAAAGUAUCCAAUUGCCCAUAUAAUAAAAAGAUGAUUCAAAAGAUAACGUUUGGAUGUAAUACAAGAAAGGAUGCAGCUAAGAAUGCACAAGAUAAUAGUAGUCUUCUUUAUCUUAGUAAAUAUCUCUCAAUGGUAGAAAGACGAGAUGGACCGAUUUAUAAAAAAGCCGAUGUUAUAGUAGUCUCUAAAGAAACUUUUGAUAUUUAUUUACCCGAAUAUGGUCUUGAAAAGCGAAUUUAUCUCAAAGAAUUACCAGUAGAUGAAUUUCAUUUUGAUAAAAAUACUCUAGCUCUAGAUAUUCAUUGGAAGCGUGGAGUACCUGUGACGAUGCAUAAUGAAGAGAAAAUUUAUGCACAAGAAAGAGAACGACAAGAUGAAGAAGAAGAAGAUGAUGACGAAGAAGAAGAUGAUGACGAAGAAGAAGACGAAGUGAAAGAUAGUCUUCAAGCACUUAGUUUAAAGGAGUCAGAUCCUAACAAACAUAUGAAAGCAGAUGAUUUGAUCCCGCCUGUUAUAUUAGAUGAAGUAACAUGUUUACAACGUAUUCAAAUGUUUUCAAAUAUUGAUGUUAGAAUUCAAAUUAAUGAUAAGCGGUCUCCUCCAAUUAUCAAUAUAUAUCCUGUGAAUCCAUUUUCUGGUGAAGAAGAAACAUAACUUGUUUUACAUGAAAAUAUUAAAAACAAAAAAGCUAUUAUUAUUUAUAUCAACUGAAAAAGGUAUACAAGAUAAGAAGCCGCAAUAAAAGAAAUAUUUUAUCAUAAUUACAGA